AUGGAUUCAACUCUCUAAAAGCCUCCUACCUAAUUCAACAAAUCAGAUAUUUCUUCUUUAGCUAAUAUCGAUAGCGUUGUUUGCACUCAUCACGACAUCAACUUGACCAUUGAGUUCGAUAAUAAGAGACUCUCUGGUUCUAUUACUUACCAUCUUAAAGUCUUACAAAACACCUCCGAAGUUGACUUGGACAUUAGAAACAUCCAUGUUUCCCGUGCUGUUUUAGACAAUACCGAAUUAUCAUUCAAGGUAGUCUAAUAUGAAAAGAUCACUCACACUUUAGGUGAUUAAUUGAAAAUCCAACUUACUACUCCUCUUGAAGCUGGAAAAACCGCUCAACUUACUGUUGAAUUCUACACUCUUGAGUCUAAGGAAUCUGCUUUAAAUUGGCUUUUGCCCUCUUAAACUUAAGGUAAAUAGCAUCCCUAUUUGUUCACAUAAUGCGAACCCAUUUGGAAUAGAACAAUCUUCCCUUGUUAAGAUACUCCUGCUAUUAAAUCUACUUUUACUGCCCACCUCACAGUACCUAAAGCUUUCAAAGCUUACGCCUCUGGUAGAUUAGUUGGUUAAAAAGAAACCUCAGAAACUAAUGUCAUGACUUUCUAAUAAGAUAUCCCUAUCCCUUCUUAUCUUUUCGCCGUAGUAGCUGGUAACUUGGUAGAAAAAAAGAUUUCUGAUAGAACAAGUGUUAUUGCUGAACCUGAAGUUAUUGACAAGUGUGUAAAAGAAUUAGAAGACAUGGAAGUUUAAUUAAAGGCUUUAGAAGAUUUCAUCACUCCUUAUGACUGGAAGGAAUACAAGGUUGUAGUUUUGCCUCCUUCUUUCCCCUAUGGUGGUAUGGAAAAUCCCCUCUUGACAUUUGCUUCUCCUUCUAUCAUUGUAGGAGAUAAGUCUAGCACUGAUGUUAUCAUUCACGAAAUGGCUCACUCUUGGAGUGGUAACCUUUUCUCAUGCAAGAACUGGAACUCUUUCUGGCUUAACGAAGGUUGGACUGUUUACUUCGAAUGUGAAAUAGUAAGAAGAUUGCAUGGCGAAGAAGCUUACAAGACUAAAUUCACUUUGUUGAACAAUGAUCUUACUAACUGCAUUGAUGGAAUCGGUUUGGAUCACUCUUACACUACUUUGAAUCCUUAAAUUGGAUAUGAUAAUCCUGAUGAUGCUUUCAGCACUGUUCCUUACGUCAGAGGUGCACAAUUAUUAACUCAUAUUCAAGAUGUAGUCGGCAAUGAAGCCUUCUAAAAAUUCACUAAGUCUUUUGUCAACACUUACAAGUAGAACUUAAUUAAAAAUUUUAUUAAAAGAAAUCUUAUUUAUUUAUUAAUAAAAAUUAGGUUUAAGAGCUUAGAUACCGCUGAAUUCUUAUAAUUCUUUAAAGAUCAUUUUGGCAAUGAAAUUUAUGAGAAGAUUGACUGGGAAUCUUGGAUCAACAAGGUUGGAUAUCCCCCUCACCCUUUCAAUUUGAAGAGCGAAUCAGUCAGCAAAACCAAGUAAGCUGCCUAAGAAUUCUUAGACAACAACACUGUUUGCAAGAAGACCUGGGAUUCUUUCACAGUUGAAUAAAAGAUUAUCUUCUUGUAAGAAAUCAACAAUAAGGAUAAGCUCACUUUAGAAAAAGUUUAAUUAUUGGAAAAGACAUUAGAACUCAACACAGUUUUGAACCCUGAAAUUUACACUAAGUGGUUCGUUGCUGCUCUUUCUGUUAAGUAUGCUCCAGUUGUUCCUCUAGUCCAAAAGCAUUUAAGCUAACAUGGUAGAAUGAAAUUCGUAAGAGGUAUUUACAAAUCUCUCUACCAAUAUGAUCCUAAAAUAGCAGUUGAUACUUUCCUUGCUAACCAAUCUCUUUACUACGGUAUUACUUAUACUCUCACUAAGGCUGAUCUUAAAAUCUGA
Molecule: messenger RNA, 1890 nt
Organism: Tetrahymena thermophila SB210
Lineage: Eukaryota; Ciliophora; Oligohymenophorea; Hymenostomatida; Tetrahymenidae
Product: peptidase M1 family aminopeptidase
Exons: 7
Biological process (GO): proteolysis
Cellular component (GO): cytosol
Molecular function (GO): zinc ion binding; metallopeptidase activity
Source: RefSeq, a predicted model, not a curated record